CUCUCUCUCUCUCCUCCUCCCUUCCCUCUUUCUCUCUCUUCCUCCCUCGUUUCUGUGGAGGCGAAGACACGAAGCGCUUUCUCUCUCCUCCCUCCCCCUCUCUCUCUCUCUCUCUCUCUAGAGGCCAGCCAGCGCCCAUUCCUCUCGGUCUCUCCCUCGCCCCCGCUCGCGACCGAGUGCGAGGACGGCGGCGGCGGCGGCGGCGGUGGUGGGGGGGGCGGUGAAGCGGUUCCCGGGGGUCGCGGCGGCAUCGGGCGGCUGAUCCCGGCGUCGGCGUCGUCGUCGGCGGCGGCCGGCGGCGGAAUGCGAGCUCCGGCGGGGACGGCGGCCCUCCUCCUCCUCCUGCGGCGGCGGCGAUAGUAAGUUGGCGGCGGCGAUAGUAGGUUGGCGGCGGCGGCGGCGGGCGAUGGAGUGAUGGCGUUCGACGCUGGAAUUCCGAUGCCGCGGGGGUCCGUUGCCGACGGCCCCUCUCUCUCUCCGUCAGAUGCGAUGUGGCAAAUGACUUUACGAUCCAACGAAACCAUGGAAUCGGGGCCCUACCCUGAGCGUCCUGGGGAGCCAGACUGUUCUUAUUACAUUAGAACAGGCCUUUGUAGAUUUGGUGCUACAUGUCGAUUUAAUCAUCCAUCUGACAGGAAGCUGGCUAUAGCUAAUGCAAGAAUGAAGGGGGAGUACCCAGAGAGAGUCGGGCAGCCAGAAUGUCAGUACUAUCUGAAGACAGGGACUUGCAAAUUUGGAGCCACAUGCAAGUUUCAUCAUCCUAGAGACAAGGCUGGGAUUGCAGGAAAAGUUGCUUUAAAUAUCUUAGGCUACCCAUUUCGCCCGAAUGAGAUGGAGUGUGCAUACUAUUUAAGAACUGGACAAUGUAAGUUUGGAAGCACUUGCAAGUUCCACCAUCCUCAGCCUACUAAUAUGAUGGUUUCACUGCGCGGUUCUCCUGUGUACCCUUCGGUUCAGUCUCCUACUACUCCAGCUCAACAGUCAUAUCCAGGAGUUACAAGCUGGUCCAGAGCAUCUUUUAUCCCUAGUCCUCGUUGGCAAGGUCCUUCAAGUUACACUCCCUUGAUUGUUCCUCAGGGCAUGGUAUCAAUUCCUGGCUGGAAUGCCUACAGUGGUCAACUGGGGUCAGUUUCAUCUUCAGAUAGCCAGCUUAUAAUGAUGGGACAAAGUCAGAUUUUUGGAAGUUCUGGCCAGAGCGAUUCAAAUGCUGGAUCUCCAGGGGCGUUCUCAUCAUACCAAUCUGGCUCUGUGCCUGUUGGUUUCUAUGCAUUGCAGAGAGAUAACAUAUUUCCCGAGAGACCUGGGCAGCCCGAGUGCCAGUUUUACAUGAAGACAGGAGACUGCAAGUUCGGUGCAGUUUGCAGGUUUCAUCACCCCAGAGAGAGAUUACUUCCUGCUCCAGAUUGUCUUUUGAGCUCCAUAGGCCUUCCAUUACGUCCGGGAGAACCGCUGUGCAUAUUCUAUUCCCGUUAUGGUAUCUGCAAGUUUGGACCAAGUUGCAAGUUUGACCAUCCUAUGGGUAUCUUAAAUAGUCUCUCUGCAUCUUCUCCAUCGGGUGCUCCUGUUCGACGUAUGUUAGCAUCUUCAUCUGGAACUGCUGCAUUGGUUUUAUCUGAAUCAGGCCCAGGGAACCCUAGGAGACUUUCAUUGUCAGAGACAAGACAGAUACCUUCUGCUGAUGACAACAUCGACUCAGACGAAUAAAGACUCCUUCAAGAAGAGAACCUCUGUUCAUUUGUGCAAUCUCUUGGAGGUGGAGAAAGAGUUGUCUGUAAAUCAUUGCUUACGGAUUGAGAUGUACAGAGUUUAUAUUUGUUGCUUCUGUUCUCCUGAAGUGCACUUCAGUCAACCAAAAACUCCUCCAAGUAUCCAUUUUGUUGCACUCUGUAAAUCUGAAAAUAUGUCACAUAUGGCAAAACCAAUGUGAACAUUUCAUCUGUUCAAAAGUCAACCUGGUACACCUGAUUUAUCUUUCA
Messenger RNA from Syzygium oleosum, 1976 nucleotides. RefSeq names its product zinc finger CCCH domain-containing protein ZFN-like. The transcript is spliced from 7 exons. Bases 415 to 1704 code for a protein of 429 amino acids. Lineage: Eukaryota; Viridiplantae; Streptophyta; Magnoliopsida; Myrtales; Myrtaceae. Gene Ontology annotation, molecular function: metal ion binding; mRNA binding. The record is from RefSeq and is a predicted model, not a curated record.